Molecule: messenger RNA, 7459 nt
Organism: Pseudo-nitzschia multistriata
Lineage: Eukaryota; Bacillariophyta; Bacillariophyceae; Bacillariales; Bacillariaceae
Source: the annotation of a GenBank genome assembly
CGCGCGCGGGGGGAACCUAAAAUUGGCGAUUUCCAAAGAAUCCUCCGUCAAGCCGAAGAGCGAGUUGGUACCGGACAGUACGGAAGUUCUCUACAGGACAUAUUGUAUGUACCGUAAACCAUGUAUGGAAUCUUUCCCAAGACAUUCAAAGCCUAGUAGUUCUUCCAGCAAAAGAAUCGAACCAUCAUCGGGUCCAGAACCACUACUGCCGUGUUGAUCGCAAAGGAAACAAUUUUACAUACCUUAUACAUGCAAUAGGAGAAGGCGAGAUUGAUAGAGAGAGAGCGAGUAUUUGAUUUUAAUUUGAUUUAAAGAACAUACGUGUACAGCCUUUCAGGAGAGAGACAUUGAUAGGAUGUUAGCCACAUCGGCGAUCAUGGACGAUGAUGAUUUCGCUAUCGAUAGCUAUGAGGAGGAGGAACCGUUCGACGAGCCGAAAUCCGAGAGGAGAGUGACACGAGUGACCAUGUCCACUACCCCCGCAAAUGCGAAGAACGAUCGCGUUGGCGAUGAGGCCGACAUGCUUUCUUGGACCGGAAGCGAUCUGGACGACGAUGGAAAUGCCCAAAACGGCACGACGAGCUACUACGAAGAGCGCCAGGAUGCGGGAUACGAUCGAAGGACCAAAUCACACCAAAGCAAUAAUCAUUCAAGCAUCGAGCAACGAGAUGACGUGGAUAACGAUGAGGUUAUGAGCAUCCACUGGAGUGGGAGCGAUCUUGAUGCCGAUGCCAACGUUGAACAAAGAGAUGACAAUGACAGUCGAGAUGAAAUGAAUGAGUUCCGUGAUACCUAUCAAGAGCCGAGUGAACGCUACGACAAAUACGCAACGGAUACAGCGCAUGCUAUUAUGUCGAUCAGAAAGGAUAUUCUAGAGCAAAUUGAAGAAGAAAUCGAAAUUGACAAGUCGAACUCGAAGGAACGUCAACAGCAAAAAGAGCUUGAUGAUGUACAGAACAGCGGAAAUGGCGGUCCUGCAAUUCGAAGGACCAGGAGUAUUGAUAACGCGUUCCGCCAAACGACGAGAAUGAUUGACAACGCAGUAAACUAUUACACCAAGAGUCCCAAAAUCGGAGACAAUUGUUCCAUAGCAGCGGGUUCCGUAGCAGCGGGUUCCGUAGCAGCGGGUUCCGUAGCAGCGGGUUCCAUAGCAGCGGGUUCCAUAGCAGCGGGUUCCGUAGCAGCUUCGGUAACAGCGAGAACCAAUAACACCAAGCUGGGACGCCCAAAACUCAUCCUUCCCCUGGCAGAUGAUUGCGAUGAUUCCGCUAUGGGAGAGCAUAGUGUUAUGACCGCCGACCUGCAAUCUGGUCCGAACAUGUGUUCCGUCAUGUCACUGUGCCAAAAUAAAACGAAAACGAAGGUCGACCGCCCCCCACCUCUAGUCACGACCACAGCUUUGAGCAGGGACGAGGAAGAGGAUCUGUUGGACCGUUUCUUCGAAAAUCUCCAGAACCGGACUUGCAAGAACGGUAAACUCAAUCGAAAACUCACAGACGAAGAAGAAGAAGGAUUGCUCCGCGUUUUCAAUCCGUUCUUGAGUCGUCUUGAAACUUUUGAUCCUGUCUUCGAGCAAAUGGAAGAGCUCGUUUGUCAGAAAGAACAUCAUAGCAAUCACGAAAAACAAGAUACGUGCGGGAAUUUGAACGACAAGUUGGUAAAAACUCCCGUAGCCUUUGCCGCUGCCAAGUUCAGUGAACUGCUCGAUCGCGUUGAGCAUUUCGACCGGUGCUUCGCCACGAUGGAAGGCACUGAAAAUACUCAAGACGAUUCCAAUGACAUGGAACAGAAAGAGACAAGUUUCAAAAAGAGAAACAAACUCGAACAAAUGAAGCAAAAAUGGUUCGCUGCGAGAUUGAAUUUCAAAUUGAGGCAAACGAUGCUGGCAGAAGUGGUGAAGCAAAACACGGCAAAAGCAGCAAAUGCCACAACCAAGUACAUGGAUUCCGUCGUUGCGAAAUGCACCGAGCCGUCAGCCAAAAAAGGUGAUGUCUCUUCCGAUGAACAGAAGAACGAUACGGUGGAAACUUCCAAAAUUUUGAAUGCCAAUAAGGGGCAAAAUAAAGACUGUGAUAGAGAUGAGUCGAUCGGUGACGAAGCAUCCAUUGAUAACAGUGACUUCUUUUCUGUAGAGACUCCAAGCAUUUCUAUAAUGACUCCAAGCGAGCAUUCGAACAUCAACUCUGCACGAGACUUCCGAUCCUUCGUCAUGUCACCUACGAGGACAAACCUCACGGAAGUGAGCAAGGACGAAUCGUAUUCCGACCAUGUUCUAAGGUCGCCUGUCUGCUUGUCACCAGAGUCCCGGCUCGCAGAAGAUCUGUCCGACUUUGGUGGACCCUCCGAUGAAGAAGAAAACAAGAUAGGUGUUUCUACUCCGGGGCGUUUAGCUGUGAUUACCGAAGAGGUCGACGCUUCGGAGAGUUCAGAAUCCAUAUUGUUGAAGAAGAAGAAGAGUCAAACGAAAAGCGAGCGAUCUUCUUCUAGGAGUAGGGGGGGAAGCAAAUCACCAUCAAAUCUUAAGCGAUGGACAUACAUUCCUCCAGACGUCUCAACAUUUAAUUCAUCGGAGUGGUUGAAAAAAUGCCAAGAAACCGUGGAGUCUGUCAAAGAAACUGUCGAGUCUGUUUACACUGUGUCAGAGCGUUUCAUUCUUGACAAAGCAUCAUGCUCGUCUAGCUCAAUCAAUCUAUCGGACUCUGAAUCGUUUGAGGAUGACCAAAACCAGAAUGGCCGAAAGUCCGCUAGAAGACGAAUCAAGCAGCAAAAUUCCAUUGUCGAGGAAAUAGAAAAUGACUCGAACUCUGAAUCGUUUGAGGAUGACCAAAACCAGAAUGGCCGAAAGUCCGCUAGAAGACGAAUCAAGCAGCAAAAUUCCAUUGUCGAGGAAAUAGAAAAUGACACGACUAAUGGAAGGAAGAGUGAAGAAUGGAGAAACCCACAAGGUAGUUACGAGGAUGAUCUCAGCGACUUUCAAACAGCCGUCGGCACUUUCAGUUCCGAGCCUACGGACGAAAGACCCCCGAUGCUUCGACUUCAGAGAAGCCGCCAUGAAAGCAGAAGCUGCGGUAGUCAUUCCAAAGAGGCACCGAAAUACAAUGGAGCACCAAGUCAAAUGUCGUCGGAACUUCCAAAAGGAUAUACCUUGGCGGAUAGCAUUCGACAUGCUGCACAAACUGCACAAACGGGAGGAAACGGAAGAAAAGAACCACGUGGCAACAAGGUAAAACGUGAUCCUAGUGUUCACAUCCGCGUCAGCCAACCUAGUGUUCACAGUCGCGUUAGCCAUACCGUUCCUCAACCUGCUGAACCAGAGAAACCAAAAGAAGAUCCCGAACCAAAUCCAGAACUUCAACAAAAGAUUCGAAGUCCAAGAUCUUCCGAAACAGAGGACACUGCAAGAUUGACCGCGCAAACGACAUCGUCAUUCGAAGAUAUAGACACGAUUUUCGAGGAUAUUGACACGACCUUCGGCGGUAUUGAGGGCGAAGAAAAGAAAUCGGUGAUCAUAUGUGUCGAAAGCCCGAGUGCGAUAUCCCAGAAGGCCGAAGACAGUGUUGAAAGCCCGAGUGCGAUAUCUCACAAAAGAACUGUCUCGAAAGAAUUUCAGGAUGAAGACGAUAAAAGGACUGUCUUCUCGACAAGCACGGAUUCAUUUAAGGAUUGCAUGAGUAGAUCAACGACAAUGACAGAACGGGAAGUUUUGAAUGACAAUAAGACUGUGUUUUCUAUCAACACAACCGGAACGACGGGUUCGGACUCUUUCAAAGACUGUUAUCAAGAUGCGAUUCCAUCCUUGACUACGAUGGACACCAUGGUUGAGAAAGCAGAGACUUCUUCUCCAACAAUCUCGGAUAAGAAUUUGCUCAAAGAAAACUCCAAUGCAUCCACUAAAGUCAUUCCAUACUCUUCUGCUGAAGCAUCUGCACAGGCGAAUUUGGUUACUACAUCCGUCGCUGUACUAUCAGUUUCAGCCGUAAUUCUCAGUGCUACUCCAAGCAACCGGAAUAGGGGAGAUUCUAGUAAACAUAACAAAACGACACCUCGCGUGGACAAUUCCACAAACGCUCCGAGAAUGAAAGACACGGGAACACCCGACAACCUCGAGUUGGAACUCAAAGGAGACCCCGACAAGCAAGUAUUGGAAGCUGUGGAAGAUUCCGAUGCGCAAUCAAGGGCUAAUGAAGCAGACAAAUCCAGUUCCAAGUCCACCGACAUUAAUUUAUCGCAAGACGAUAAAGGAAACGAAGGCGAAUCGCAACAACUGUCUGUGGUUGAAGACGCAGCAGCCAAUGAAGAGGAAGUGAUUCAAAUUGUCGAACAGGAAGAGGGCAAAGAAGAAACCCUCGGUCAUGUUGACGAAAUAGAACUAGGACCACCAACUAAUCAAGGUGUUGAAGAACCCUCGUUGAAAGAAGAUGAUAAUCACGUCGAGGAAAUUGAUGAAACUAAAACAAAGAAACAAACGAUAGAAGAUGACAAUUUUGUCCAAGACAGUCCCCUCGAAGAAGAGAUCCAAGGCGAUCUCGACGUGAUGCAAGACAGCACUCUCGAAGAAGACAAUAUCGAUGAAACGCGAGAAGAAAAAGCGAUGGAAGAAACACCGUCGCACAUCGAUGUCGAUGACGAAACGAUGGAAGAAGGACCCCUUGAGGAAGCGAGUAUCGAGGAAACACAGGAAAAACAAGGGGAGGAAGAAGUGAUGCUAAAAAUCCAAAGCAGUGAGGAAUCGAUGAAAGAAGAGUCGGUUGAAGAAGACGUCGUUGAAAGCGGACACGUAGGAAAGGACAUGCCGGAGGAGACGGAAACUAGAUCGGAGCCUGGCAUCCUCGAAGUCAUUGAAGAAGAAGAUGACAUUGCGAAUACCGAAACACUGUCUUCAGGCACCGAAGUUGAAAACGAGCCAGAAGAAUCACUCUCCAGUUUCCUCAAAACAAUGGAGGAGGAAGAAUGUUUUGUAGACGACGAUCAAUCCUUUUUGGAACCCAAGGACGACCAAUACGAGGACGAAGAGGUCAGCAAAAGAAAGUUGGGACCGAACGGCGAAGCAGAAGAAUCGCUUUCGACCUACCUCAAAGCGAUUGAGGAGGGAGAGGAAGAAGCGGACGAGACGAGCGUAGAAGCAAGGGACGACGAUGAUGAAGUAAAUGAGUCAAUCUCAACCUUUUUCAGAGGGAUGACUGAAGAACUAGGGACUUCCGAGAGCAAAUCAUUGCUCGAACCAAAAUGUAUUCACGACGAAACGCUGUCGGCCUUCCUAAUGGACGAUACAGAAACACGCACCAGCGACGACCUUAGGGAUGACAGCAUGAACGAUGAGUCCAUCUCAAAAAUCCUUGAAGAUUUAUCGAUGGAAGAAAAACAACCACCGAUCCUCGAGCAGAUGCGAGCCAAGAAAUCGCUUCAGUUGGAGAAUAGCUAUUAUUUCAACCAAACCGGCACCAUUGAAAAGCCGAAGCACAGGUACAAGAAGGCACUGAAGAAAUCAAGAGGUGAAACUCAUGACCACAACCAACAUAGUGGAAACGCGACGUCCGCCCCGCUGACGGUGGAGGACCGUCGCCAGCGAAGAUUGCGGCAGAGACGCAAGUUUGAGAAAGUGUUGCGCGGCGAAGACGACUCCUCUGCUGCGUCCUCGUCCUAUGCAUCGUCGGGCUACAACACCGCUAGCACCAAGCAGCAGUCGUCUUCGUCUGUUUCCGAGGCCGAAGAUUUCGACAACCACGAGGCCAAAGACUUUGACGCCCCCAACGCUCCACUUUUUUCGUCCAGCUUUGACACCGCGUCCGUCGUUCGAGAAUGGUAGCUUUGCUAUUCCGAGGAAGUUGUGCGGGGUGUUGCAUUUCGAUACAUGUGCGUGGAUAUAACAACCUGUAAGAUAUGAGUGUGUCUGCUGUACACCAAUGGCAUGCUGCAACGCCAUCAAAUGCUCCUACUUUCGUGACCGAGGAGUAAUCUAUUAUUUAUUGUUUCUUUCUUACUAUUAAUAACUUUUUAUGACUACUAUUACUAUAAUACUAUUAUUAAUAGUAGUUUUAAUGUUGAAUGAGCCGCUUUACUGGUCUCAGCCUAAUCAUCAAUUUCAUUAUGACACCAGCAUAUUGAUUCUGGAUUCCAAAAUUCUCUCUUCGUUAUUAUUUUUUUUUGUUCUCGCCCCCAAAAAAGCGUGUCGCAGUGUAAGCGUAUCUUUUCGAACUAGAUUCAAUGCACUUUUGAAAAACCCAAUUUUUGGAAGGCAUGCCACCUACCGGUAUGUUUUGAAUUCUAAAAAAUAGUUUUUUGCUGGGGUAGGAUUCGUACGGCCGGGAAAACAAGUACUCGUACGUACUAUAGUGUACCGAACUAUUGGCAUGUCCGUUCCAAUGGAACCCAACCGACACCCAACGCCGGCGUCCUCCUACCGUAGGAAAAACGUGUCUCGUUCUUUAAAUACUGUAAUACCAAUGAUUUGAAAAACAAACAGACGGUAUGGUAAUACCUGCGCGAGUGAUGUGAAUUGAGGAACAACGAAAACUAACUUCAGUUGUCUGCUUUUUCGUAACAGCAAUUGAAUCCUCUCUUUGCAAGAACACUUUGGAUCAGCGAAACAGCAACAGAAACGCUCACGAGUACCAUCAAUUGCCCAAACCAGCAUUCCGCAGUGCACACCUCCACCAUGGCCGACGAAAACAACAGUGAAGAAAACAAGAACAUCACCACCGAAACCAUCAAGUUUACGGAAAACAAUGAAAUCGUCCGCAACAUCCCCGACUGCCUGGAUGGAAAGAUGAAGCUGGAGUACUGGAACAAAUUCUGCGACGACUGUGAUGAGGCCAUGAAACCAAUCGGCCGCGUCACACUCGUUAAAAGCCUGCUGGCUUUUGCCUGUUUUGUUUUUGGCAUCCUAGCGGCUUCCGGAUUUAAGUUUGGGGAUAUCGAGCUCUCCGCCUACUACGGCGUGGUGGCACCGGUGACUAUUAUCCUUAUCUAUUUUUGGUGCCAGGUCGAGGCCUACGCACACAAGAAGGCCGCCUCAAAAAUCCACAGGGCAUGCUCCGAGGUCGGGAACUACAUCAAGGGUUUGACGCUGACGCUGGAGGACGAAGAAGUCGAUUGGUACAUCAAGAUCACCAUCAACAACGCGCUCCAGCAGCAGGUGGAAGCGGACGUCGAGGCCGCGGUACCGGCCAUGGCGGUCGCUGCCGCCGUGAGCGCGACGCAGUCCGUUUCCGCCGUGCCCGUGGCGAUUUCCUCGGUGUCGUCGAGCAACAAGGCACCAGAGAAGUACGUCAAGGACGAGGAAACCGGCAAGAUGAAGCUGAAUCCCGAAUACAGGAAAUGGAUGAACGCGAACAAAUAGAACAAAGCAGAUGAUAUGAUGAAGGAAGGAAAACAUGUCUGAGAGCAACGGAAAUGGGCGUGUAAAGAAAGGAAACGAUGCGAAUGAAUGAAUGAAUAUGAAUAAAAUAUAAUUUUCUCG